GAAACAUAAAUCCAACCCAAGAGAGAGAAUAGAAAAAAAAAAAACAAAGAGAGAGAAAGGGACUCUAAUCUAAUCUGAACCUACUUUGUGCCCUUCCCAAUUCCUUCUUCAAUCUUCAAUCUUCAUUUCAAAUCUCCAUUCUCUCACCUUUCACAAAUACUUUUCUUUCCAUCAUCAAUUGUAACUGCAUGGUUUCAAAAUCUAAGGGUUUUAGCAGUUGCAAAAAAAUCAAAAUAAGAACUUUGGUUGGUUUGAUGUUGGAAAUUGGAAUAGAGGGCUAAAUUAAAUCUGUAAUUUUGUUUGGUUUUGAGAGGGUUUUUAAGGAAUUAGAGAAAAUGGAUUGUAUAGGGCAUUCUUCAGAAUCAGGGUCUGGUUUAUGUAUUGUUAAAUCAGUAGAAAAUGAUGUUAGGUUCUGUAAACAAGAGUCUCCUCCAAGGGGAAAUGGAUCAAGGAAUACUAGUCCAAUGGGUCGAGUCGGGUCUCGGAACACGAGUCCUUCGAGGCAGAAGGUUGUUAAGACAAAACCAAGGGGUUUAGAUGAGGAAACUCAUGCUACAUUUGGUAAAGUAGUUCAUGCUGAUGUUCAAAUGGAGGAUAACAUAUGGGCAAUGUUGCCUGAGGAUUCUUUACAUGAGAUCUUAGCUAGAGUCCCUCCGUUUCUGAUUUUUCGCCUUCGUUCGGUAUGUAAGAGGUGGAAUUCGUUGCUUCAAGAUAGUAGUUUUCUUAAGUUUCAUUCUAGCGUGCCGUCGCAUGGACCUUGUGUUCUUAGUUUCUGUAAGAGCUCGUUGAUACCACAGUGUUCAGUUUUCAGUUUACCGCUUAAGACUUGGUAUAGAAUGCCUUUCACUUUUUUGCCGCAGUGGGCUUUUUGGUUAGUUGGAUCUUCCGGCGGCCUUGUUUGCUUUUCGGGGUGUGAAGGAUUGGCUUUUUAUAUACUUGUUUGUAAUCCACUCACUCAAACUUGGAGGACAUUGCCUAGUAUGCAUUAUAAUCAGCAUAGGCAACUGAUAAUGGUUGUUGAUCGGUUUGAUCGGUCGUUUAAAGUGAUAGCCACUAAUGAUAUAUGUAGUGACAAGUCAUUGCCAACUGAAAUUUAUGACUCAAAGACGGAUAGUUGGUCGCUGCAUCCGAGUAUGCCGGCUGCUAAUCUUUGCUCUUCAAAGAUGGCAUAUUGUGAUUCUAGGUUGUACUUGGAAACCCUUUCACCACUCGGUUUGAUGAUGUAUAGCCUAGAUAUAGAUCGUUGGGAACAUAUUCCAGCUAAGUUCCCGCGAUCAUUGUUGGAUGGUUAUUUGGUUGCCGGUGCCCAGAAGCGCCUUUUUCUUGUUGGAAGGAUCGGACUUUACAGCACUCUACAGAGUAUAAGAAUUUGGGAAUUGGAUCAUGCCAAAAUUUUGUGGGUGGAGAUCAGUAGGAUGCCUCCAAAGUACUUUCGCGGGUUGUUGAGAUUAUCAGCUGAGAGAUUUGAAUGCUUUGGACACGAUAACUUAAUCUGCUUCACGUCUUGGAACCAAGGCAAAGGACUUCUAUUUGAUGUUGAUAAAAAGAUUUGGUCUUGGAUUGGUGGGUGUGCUACUUUUCAGGCCUACAACAAUCAAGCUUGUUUCUACGAGCCGAGGUUUGAUGCUUCUAUCUACUAAUCUUGCGUCUAUGACAUGAUGUCAGAUAUUGACCUUACUCACCUGUGUUUUUUAUUACCUGACGUGUUUCUUUUACAAAUGAGAUUCUCUUUGACGAUUUCUUCCCCGACUUGAUGACUUGAAAAUGCUUACGACAUUGAAAUUAUGUAUCUUAAACUGCAACUUCUUCCAUGUUUGCAGGAUUGGAAAUGUAAUGUAACUGUUUUAAAUAUUUUCUUGAACCUUAACCUUACGUAACUUCCUCACGUAAAUGAGUUCUUCCCAACUUUAUUUCUUUUUGUUUUCCAGGGCAAAAUAACUGAUUAAGAACUUGGUUUACUUUGUAAUUUUGUGAUCGUGAUGCUGCGAUUAUAGAAAUUGGUUUUACUAGUUGUUA
Cicer arietinum (chickpea) is the source of this 2016-nucleotide messenger RNA. Its product is annotated as F-box/kelch-repeat protein At5g15710. The record is from RefSeq and is a predicted model, not a curated record. Gene Ontology annotation, molecular function: protein binding. Lineage: Eukaryota; Viridiplantae; Streptophyta; Magnoliopsida; Fabales; Fabaceae.